Messenger RNA from Polyodon spathula (Mississippi paddlefish), 457 nucleotides. RefSeq names its product APC11 anaphase promoting complex subunit 11 homolog (yeast) (gene anapc11). Gene Ontology annotation, cellular component: nucleus; anaphase-promoting complex. Gene Ontology annotation, molecular function: zinc ion binding; ubiquitin protein ligase activity; cullin family protein binding. The transcript has 3 exons. Lineage: Eukaryota; Metazoa; Chordata; Actinopteri; Acipenseriformes; Polyodontidae. The record is from RefSeq and is a predicted model, not a curated record. Gene Ontology annotation, biological process: anaphase-promoting complex-dependent catabolic process; positive regulation of mitotic metaphase/anaphase transition; protein ubiquitination. Bases 102 to 356 code for a protein of 84 amino acids.
AAACAGGAAGUUGCAAGAAAACGCAGUCUAGAGUAAUCGAUUAAGUAGUAUCGGAGUCAAAGACUAUAUCAGCGACUCAUAACUACCAAGAGGCUUAAGAGAUGAAAGUGAAGAUCAAGUCCUGGAAUGGAGUGGCUUCCUGGCUGUGGGUUGCCAACGAUGAAAACUGUGGAAUCUGCCGUGUGUCUUUCAAUGGGUGCUGCCCCGACUGUAAGGUGCCGGGAGACGAUUGCCCGCUAGUGUGGGGGCAGUGCUCCCACUGUUUCCACAUGCACUGCAUCCUGAAGUGGCUCAACUCCCAGCAAGUGCAGCAGCAGUGUCCCAUGUGUCGGCAGGAGUGGAAGUUCAAAGAGUGACCGUGUGGUGCCAGGGGUUACUGCAUGGGGCUCUCCUACCAGCAGCCACACUUUCCAGUUUCAAAGGGCUGCUGGAACUAAGCUUGACCCAAAAUACAUUG